UAUAUUUUAACAACGCUCAAAAUAAAACGUGGAAAAACAAUUUAUUUCUGACGGUUUCGUGCUUGCAGAGACUCCUAAAAAUCGUACCAAUUUCAAGCGAUGGCCGCGAAAGCCUAAUUAUUUUGAGAUAAAUCUAGGUGUUUGGAAAAAUUAGUGGUGAAGCCACCGGUUAAGAACGGUUGAAGAUACCACGAAAAAAAUCGAACAAAUUGGUUUUUAAAUAGAAAACUACAAAGCCUUUCGAAUACUUUUUGAUGGUCCUCACUGUAUGUAAACAGAUGGUAUCCGUUAUGAAUAAUUUUAUGCGAAUCAAAGCUUCUUUAAAGAACCCACUUCAAAGAAGGUAAUUAAGUCUUUGCAUGAGGAAAAGAUAAUUUUUACGAUUUAACAUACAUGUAUUAUGAUACCUGAAAUUAUGAAGAAUUCCGUGUAGAAACUGAAAACGAACUUUAAAACAAGAAAAUGUGGCCACUUCCGGAAGCCGCUCAGUCAGAACAUUUUCUGCUCUAGAUUUUCAAGUUUCACCUUCACAGUUCACAAAUAUUUUUUGAAUAGUUUUUGUAUCGGCAAAUAAAAAUUGGAACCAUUCACUCGCAUUAUAACGGAAAAUAGUUGUUCAUCAUUCGACAACCCUCAAGUCGUCCAUACAUGGAUUCUGAUACGGACGCAUUGCUUCGAAAAACAUGUCAACAUGCCAUGCAGAACCUUCGUAUAUCUCAUUCAGGGCAAGGCCGCUUCUUUGAAGAUCAUUGAAUUCAUUGCAGCAUGUAAUAAUAGGGUGGGAAGAUUUUGAAAUGCGUCGAAUUCUUCGGCAAUCUACGACAAUCUUUGAGAUGUUUCUCACAGGUGGAUGGCAGGAGGUAAUUACUUCUAAUUACUUUUCAGAAAAGCCAUUGAAAGAAAAAUUCCUUGGCAAAAAUGUUUCUGUUGAUCAGGUUGAAUAGCUGGUUAGAAGAAUUCGACGAAAGUUCAAGUAAACGUAUACAAAGGAAGUAUGAACUGGCGCGAGUGAAUCAUUAGGCGUUUCAGUUAAGAAGCUGCUGCGUGUAUUUUUACCUUGUAUAAUCAGUAAUAAAACAAUUUAUAACCGCAAAAUGUAAGAUAAAGGUCACGCUAGAAAAAAUCGGCUAAUGCUGCUCAAUGUUUUUCACAGACUGUCGCUUGACAUAGCCUCAUAAUUUUACCAGAACAAGCUGCGGUUGUUACCAUAUCUGGGGAAUUGUCGAUCGGUUUCGAUGCACUUGAACUCAUUGCUAAUUUCUGACACUGAAAUGAUGAAAAAAAAGGAGAUUUGGAGUCGGAGUUAUUUUUCUUUAGGCAUGUAAUUUGGCUUACGUCCCAAAUGAAACCAGGUUCUAGUCUCUACUUUCUUAUUUCCGUUGGAUGAUUGAAGUCUUUUGUCGAAUUCAUUUGUAUUCUUGUUCAGUUCUUGCUCCUUUCCUGCUGAAGCCUUAACGUGUAAUUGUUCAUACAAUGCACUGAUAAAAUAUUGUUUGAUGUUAAUGCAUCCUUGAGCGAUUUCCAUUGUGAUUCAAAAAUUUCUCUUAUUUUUAAUUUGUAGAAAAUUGAUGAUCUUAACGGUCUUGCAGGCGGGUAUAUGAAUACUCGUAUGUGUGGCCUCCCAAGGUUAUCGUCCGCCAAAGCAUUGGCAUUGAUCUGUUUCGUGUUUAUAACAGGCAAGUGAAAAAAUUAUCUUGAUUUAACAAGGUCAAGUGGUUGAUUUUAAUUAAAUCGCAGAACUUCAGCUAUUUGGUGAAUUGGGAAACUUUUAAUCCGGUCGGGAGUUUGAUGCAUCUACAUAUGUGUCUAUCAAAAGCAAUCCAAUAAGAUCGUUGCUCAUAUAUUUCCUGGUUUUUUCCUUCGCUAAAGGCAACAGUGACUGUUCUAAGUAUGCACUAUUGAGCCUCUGCUCAAAGUGAAAUAGUGUCGUUAAUUGGAUAAAGCUGUUAAGAUGGUGUCCUACGCCGUUCACUACGAAGUGAACAGAAGCCAUCGGCAGGAAACGCUCCUGUCGGAUUUUAGCAAGAUGCACCUGCAAAUGAGCAACGAACAGCCCCAAGUUUUAUAUGUUGCAAUGGCAACGUGGUUGCCCAAGUGCAACAUGGUUUCAUAUCAGCAGCAAAUUAAUUCUGCCGAUGAUCAGCUGGAAAUCGUCGACAAAGUUGCUGCAACUGAAAACGUUACGAAAGCCACACCGUCAGCAACGCCACACGCCUCAGCUACGGAUGAGAGUUUAGACAGUUCAAGUUCAGAUGGUGAUAGUGACUGUGUUAUUUUAAAAGCCGAAACAAGCGAAUCACUAAAAGAUUCCAUAAUGAUGGAAGUGAUUUAUGACAAGAAAGAAAUUAUUUCCACGCCGAAGAAAAAUGUAACUCCAAAAAAGCUCCAGAAAAUGUUGGAUUCGGAAAAAAAGCGUCAGCAGAAGCAACACGAGAAAGAGGAGCGCGAGAAGCAAAAACAAGAGGAAAAGGCGAAACUAUUAGCCGAUAAGCAAAAACUCAAAGAACAAAAGGAAGCAGAAAAGCAAAAGCAGCUGGAGGAAAAGCAAAGGCAAAUCGAACUCAAGCAAAAGGAAAAGGAACUGAAGGAAGAGCAAAAGCAGAAAGAGAAGGAGGAGAAGGAGAUGAAGCGCAAAGAAAAGGAGGAACUAGAAGCGAGAAAACGAAAAGAAAAAGAAGAGGAGAGAUUGAAAAAACUGCAGGAAAUCGAAGAAAAAAACAAAGAAAAGCAGAAGGAGGAGGAGUUAAAACAAAAAAGUGCCGCACUGUUUAAGAAUUUCUUCAAGAAAACUGAUGAGGAGCGUGCCGAAGAACUCAACCAAUCAAAAGCUGAAAAAAUUAAUUCUAAUUUUAUGCCGUUUGCAGUUAAGUCGGAUAUGAAGUUGCCUCCUCGCAGGCGUCAACCUUUAACGGAAGGACAAUUGAAAUUACUCGAUUCAGCCAUGCAAAGCCAGAACGGUGAUCUGGGAUUUUAUUUAAAAUGCCUUAAGAGUGGAGAAUACCAACCGGGUGUUACUGGUCGAACCUGGCCGUAUGAAGAGUCUGAAGGCGAAGUGACAAUUGUGGAAGAUGAUAAAGUACUCGGGCAAACUAUUUGUGAAGACACAGGAGUUGUCCAGAAAAUGAAAGUGAAAUUUUUAUUUUUCCACGAAAAUAGACGACCGGCAUAUUAUGGAACGUGGCGUAAAACUAGCAAGCGUGUGACACCUCGCAGACCAUUUGCGGAAGACACUGACUUCUUUAACUAUGAGGAAGAUUCAGAUGAUGACUGGGAAGAUGAAGAACAAGGAGAAUCUUUAGACGUAUCUGGAGAUGAGGAAGACAAAGAGAACGCAACUGAGGAAGAUGACUACGAAGUGGAUAAUGAAUUCUUUGUGCCUCAUGGUCAUUUGAGCGAGGACGAAAUAGACGAUGAGGAGAAUGCUCCUUUAUCGCCCGAGUCUUUGAAGCAAAAACUUAAGCUCUUGAAAGACGAAUUUGAACUUGAUAUAAAGUCAAAAACCCACAAACUGAAGUCACGAUCGAUUGGCUGCAUUUGGUUUAAUGAAGGAAACGAUAAUAUCGACGAAGCAAUUUAUCGCUACUUGCAACCUUUUGCAAUGCUUGUUCAAGAACCAGUAGAAAUUAAAGAUCGUUUGAGUGUCUUUGGGACCAACACCGACAAGAAAACGCUGAAAGUCAAAGUACCGACAGAACUUCCCUGCGAACAUGUCCCGUAUUUCUUGAAAACAGUGCAUGGCAAUGUCAACAAAAAACGCACUGUAAUUGAAGAGUUUUUGACUUUGAUGGCUAAUAAGGGACUGCCGGUGGACAUUUCCAAAGCGGGACUUUUCCGCUUUCUGAAGCAAAUUGCUUCGUAUAGAAGACCUACUAGUGCGGGAGCUUCGAAAGCCAAAUGUUGGUGUGUCAACGAUGAAGCCAUUGAAAAAUACAAUGUCCAUUUGGAUAUGGUUCUUGAAGAAAGGUCGACUUGUUAAUAUUAAACUGGUAGUAGCAGUAGCAUUGUUGGCUCCCCCCACAAUACUGCUACUACUAAUAUUAAGCUAGGCUAAGUUUGAAAGUGCCCUUGGAUUUCUCGCUUUUUGCCUUCCACUUUAAAUGUUUAUAAUAAAGUUCAUUAUUUUUCAA
Messenger RNA from Dendroctonus ponderosae (mountain pine beetle), 4127 nucleotides. Its product is annotated as chromatin assembly factor 1 subunit A. Bases 1952 to 3976 code for a protein of 674 amino acids. The record is from RefSeq and is a predicted model, not a curated record. NCBI's taxonomy places the organism in Eukaryota, Metazoa, Arthropoda, Insecta, Coleoptera, Curculionidae. The transcript has 2 exons. Gene Ontology annotation, cellular component: CAF-1 complex; nucleus. Gene Ontology annotation, biological process: nucleosome assembly.